UCUCCAUCACUCACCACCGAUAUAUCUCUCUGUAUCACUACUGUGAACAAAAAAAUUUCAUUUAUUCUCAUACCUAAAAAGGAAAGUUUCCCUAAUAAGAUUCCAGCGUUAAAUCUCUCACUCAAUACCCAAAAUUCGGAAAACAGAAACUUUUCUACGAGAUGAGAAACAGCCAUUUGCUAAAACUGAUACUUGCAGUAUCUCUACCACCAAUAUUCUUGCUCGGAAUCGCCAUAACCGUGAUCUUCAUCUUCUGCAGAAGAUCAAUAACAGAGACCAGUGAAUCCCAAUACGAUGUUGAAUCUCCAUAUGAGAAACAAGAAUUAUCCGAUAUCGGAUCCGAAACAGAGGAGGAGCUCGUCCUUUUCGACGGCGGAGAAGAUCUCACGAUCUGCGACAUCCUCGAAGCUCCCGGAGAAGUCAUCGGAAAAUCAAGCUACGGAACAUUAUACAAGGCAUCGUUGCAGCGAAGUGGGAAAGUUAGGGUUCUUAGGUUCAUUCGACCUCUGUGUGCAGUGAGAUUAGAUUCGAAGGAUUUUGAUGGCGUCAUCAAGUCGCUUGGAUUUGUGCGACAUAACAAUUUGGUUCCUCUGUUAGGAUUCUACGUUGGGAAUAGAGGAGAGAAGCUUAUGGUUCAUCCCUUCUUCGGUUCCGGGAAUCUCUCCGAGUUCAUCAGAUGUGGAGAUGUUGAAUCACACAAAUGGAGCAACAUUUUGAGCAUAAUCAUCGGAAUAGCAAAAGCUCUUGAUCAUCUACACACAGGAAUGCAGAAACCUAUCGUUCACGGAAAUCUGAAGUCAAAAAACGUUCUUUUAGACCAGAGUUUUAUGCCUAGAGUCUCUGAUUUCGGCUUGCAUUUGCUCUUGAACUUCGCGGCUGGGCAAGAGAUUUUAGAAGCUUCAGCUGCAGAGGGAUACAAAGCGCCUGAAUUGAUCAAGAUGAAGGAAGUAAGCAAAGAGAGCGAUGUGUACAGUUUUGGUGUGAUCAUGCUUGAGUUACUCUCUGGUAAAGAGCCGGUAAACAAGAAUCCAACGGGGUCUGUUCUUGAUCAUAAUAAGUUGUUGGAUUUGUACCGUACUGAGAUUCUUAGGAGAGGUGUAAAAGAUGGAACUGGUGUGACCAAAGAAUGUGUCCUCGAGUACAUUCAGCUUGCGAUGUCUUGUUGCUCCCCAUCGACUUCUCUUAGGCCGAGCUUCAAGCAAGUAUUGAGGAAUUUAGAAGAGAUCAGAAGAUGAUGCAUAUCAACCUGACUAAUUUGUGGAACAGACAUGGCAGAAAUGUUGAAUCUUUCUAGCGAUCGCAUACUUUUUGCAAAUGCAAUUAACAGGGGAAUCUUCUUCUUCAAAUGUGUUGCAAAUCCAGAAACAGGGGAAUCCGGCAAAGAGACGAUAUAUUUUCAAAGGAAAAACAGAGGUUUUCGUCCAACAAGAAUUACCGAACCGAAAACAUUGAACAAGGAAAUCAGGAUUAAAUUAACGCCUUGAUGUGCUAUCAGAUUUGUUAAGAACGGCAUGGUUUUCCUUUUUGCGUCUGUCUUUAGUCUUGUCAGAAACUCUUUUUUAACUGUCCCCUAAUUUACCCAGAGUAAAACUGUUGAAUUACUCUUUGUAUAUGUAUAUUUUGUUAUUUUAUUGUCUGAUAACAUUUCUCCAUUGAAAACAAAACAAAU
Messenger RNA from Eutrema salsugineum, 1669 nucleotides. RefSeq names its product putative kinase-like protein TMKL1. NCBI's taxonomy places the organism in Eukaryota, Viridiplantae, Streptophyta, Magnoliopsida, Brassicales, Brassicaceae. Gene Ontology annotation, molecular function: protein kinase activity; ATP binding. Gene Ontology annotation, biological process: protein phosphorylation. The record is from RefSeq and is a predicted model, not a curated record. The transcript has 2 exons. Bases 162 to 1235 code for a protein of 357 amino acids.